AGUAAACUCCCGUUACCUCCGUGUGUACGGUUCACCAUGUCCGCCCGCGUCUGUUUCGGUCGCGCUCACCUCGCAGCGUCGGGACUGGGGACAGCGACCCGCGCGAGCCAUAGUGCAGCAGCCCCACGCGCGCAGUACGACGCAGUGAUCAUCGGAGGAGGACAUAAUGGACUCAUAGCUUCUGCGUACCUCCAGAAGGGUGGUGUUCAGACGGUGGUUUUGGAGCGGCGCCACGUGUUAGGAGGAGCCGCCGUAACCGAGGAGAUCAUCCCAGGGUAUCAUUUCUCCAGAGCCUCUUACCUGCUCAGCUUGCUGCGACCACACAUCUUCGAAGAGCUACAGUUAAAGAAGCAUGGCCUGCAUGUGUUUAAGCGAGACCCUCAUGCUUUCACCCCGAUGUUGGAGGAGGGGGUGGGGGGACAACCUCCCCGAUCGCUGUUGCUUGGCGCCGAUGUCACACAAAACCAGGAAGAGAUCGGCAAAUUCAGCAAGAAGGAUGCCCAGAUGUAUUUGGGAUUCUUAGAGCAUCUUGAGAAGCUAGCGUGUGCUAUACACCCCCUGCUCGACGCUCCGCCAGUCGACGUUCCAAAGGUCACCGAGGGGUCAAUCAGAUCUCGACUCGCAGCGCUAAACACACUACGACCCCUAAUCAGCUCAGGUCUGAAACUGGGGAAGAACAUUCCAGACUUCUAUGAACUCGUCACCGCCCCCAUCAUGAAGGUCCUAAACCGCUGGUUUGAGUCGGAGCCUCUGAGAGCGACAUUAGCUACAGACUCCGUCAUUGGAGCCAUGACCAGCCCCACUACACCAGGCAGCGGCUACGUCCUCCUCCAUCACGUGAUGGGAGAGCUGGAGAAAGAGAAGGGGGCGUGGGGAUAUGUGCAGGGCGGCAUGGGAGGCGUGUCUAAAGCUAUCGCCCAAUCAGCACGAGCCCUCGGAGCUGACAUCUACACCGAGAAGAGUGUGGAGCGGGUCCUGGUGGGUUCUGAUGGUUCUGUCCAGGGAGUGUUGCUACAGGAUGGCUCUGAGAUCCGCAGUAAAGUGGUGCUGUCCAACGCCACAGCACACCGCACAUUCACAAAACUCACGCCAAAGGAGAGUCUCCCUCCAGACUUCCUGAAAGCUGUGGAUCAGAUCGACUACACAUCACCUGUCACCAAGAUCAACGUGGCGGUAGACCGUCUGCCUAACUUCCUGGCGGCCCCUAACGUGAGUGAGGGGGUUCCCGGGCCACACCACCAGUGUUCCAUCCACCUCAACUGUGAGAGUGUUGACGUGCUGGAACAAGCCUACCACGACUGCCUACAGGGAAGACCCUCAACCAGGCCCAUGUUGGAGAUGACUAUCCCAUCAGUGCUGGACACGUCUCUGGCGCCCCCCGGCUGCCAUGUGGUGUCAUUCUUCACGCAGUUCACUCCUUACACACUAGAGGGCGGAAGAGCAUGGACAUCAGAGGACAAGCAGCAAUAUGCCAAUAAUGUGUUUGACUGGGUGGAGCUUUAUGCUCCGGGCUUCAAGAGCUCCAUCGUGGGAGUGGACAUCUUGACUCCACCAGACCUGGAGGAGGUGUUCGGACUCACAGGAGGGAACAUCUUCCAUGGUGCGAUGUCACUGGACCAGCUCUACCUGGCGCGACCUUUGCCCUCCGCCUCUGACUACCGUUCUCCAAUCAGAGGCCUGUACUUGUGUGGUAGCGGCUGCCAUCCAGGUGGAGGUGUGAUGGGAUCUGCUGGAUGGAAUUCUGCUCUCACCGUCCUGUCUGACAUGAAGAGGAGAUGAAACACUCUGUCAUACACAUGCGCUCGCGCACACACACACACACACACACACACACACACACACACACACACACACACACAGACACACAGACACACACAAACACAUCUGACAUGAAGAGGGGAUGAAACACACCCUCUUUCUCUUUCUCUCUCUCUCUCUCUCUCUCACACACACACACACACACACACACACACACACACACACACACACACACACACACACACACACACACACACCCUGUGACUGCAUAAAUUAUUAUGAUACAUUCCAAACACUCCAGUGCAAUCAUUAUAGCGCUGGCAACCACAAUAUGAAUGCCUCUCUCUCUUUCGCUUUCUCUCUCUCUCACACCCACACAUACACACACACACAUUCAAGCGCGCACACACACACACACUCUCUCUCUCUCUCUCUCUCUCUCUCUCUCUCUCUCUCUCUCUCUCUCUCUCUCUCUCUCACUCACUCACUCACUCACUCACUCACUCACUCACACACACACACACACACACUCCCAAAGUGCUUUAUAAUGUGAAAUUGCCUUAUUGAGUAUGGCUGUUUUUUAAUGCUUGAUAAUGAAUCAUGAAGUGUGUUUUGGACAUAAUGACGCCACAUGUUGGUGAAGAAUUAAAUUGAAAUGAAAUCUG
Messenger RNA from Engraulis encrasicolus (European anchovy), 2423 nucleotides. It is a transcript of the gene pyroxd2, whose product is annotated as pyridine nucleotide-disulphide oxidoreductase domain 2. Gene Ontology annotation, molecular function: oxidoreductase activity. The transcript is spliced from 16 exons. NCBI's taxonomy places the organism in Eukaryota, Metazoa, Chordata, Actinopteri, Clupeiformes, Engraulidae. Bases 37 to 1779 code for a protein of 580 amino acids. The record is from RefSeq and is a predicted model, not a curated record.